UUCGACAGAUCCGUCCCCAAAACCAUUUUGUUUGACACACGUCAAAAUAAAAAUAUGUCAAAUUAAAGAAAUUUGGCUUUUUUUUUAAAUUAAGUCUAUUUUCGCCACCUGAGAUGGGUUCCCUGGCCAGCAGACAACACGCCGGAGUCGAGGAGGUCGACGUGGUCUCGAAUCACGCGUACAAGUACCCACCCAGAUCUGGCAACUACUUCGGGAGUCACUUUAUCAUGGGGGGCGAACGAUUCGACACACCGCAGCCCGAAUCGUACCUGUUUGGAGAAAACUCAGAUCUCAACUUUCUGGGGAGUCGACCGACACCUUUUCCAUAUCCUCCUCCGCAACCCAACGAACCCACGAAAACGCUCAAAAGUCUGGUGAAUAUCCGGAAGGAGUCGCUGCGGUUUGUUAGGGCUCCAGCGGACUAUUCAAAACCGGUGGAGAAAAAUGAGAGGGACAUACGAGACGUGGAAUUGGGGAAAAGUUCGACGUUCAAUAUUGAGUUCACGUUUGACUGCGACGUGCGCUGUGCUAUCACAAUUUACUACUUUUGUAGCGAGGAUUUCGGACCAAAUGGCGUCACGUAUGUGCCACGAGAUGCCGCCAUGACUUCAGAAACAUUCCAUUAUAAGAGAGGUGCUAAUCAGCAGUUUUGUCAAAUGACUCACAUUUUUGAUCCGUCUAAGUACACUGAAGAGGAGUUGUUGUAUGACGUCGAUCGUGAAAUCAUUCCAAUUGCGAUUCAUUGUGUCGCGGAAGAGGGCGCUGAAGAAAUGCGACAAUCACACACUACUAUAGCCACUGCUGAAAAAUUAUCAGAUGGUACAUACGUUCUUAAAGCUCUCAAACAGAAGUUGUUCGUCGACGGGCUUUGCUACCUCCUGCAAGAAAUCUACGGUAUUGAAAACAAAAAUAACGACAAGCAAUCCGGCGACGACGAGACCGAAGACAACGGUUCCGAAUGCGUGAUUUGCAUGUGCGACGUCCGCGACACCUUAAUCCUGCCCUGUCGCCACUUGUGUCUGUGCAACUCCUGCGCUGACUCCUUGAGAUACCAAGCCAACAACUGCCCGAUUUGCCGGGCCCCAUUCAGGGCUUUGCUGCAAAUCCGGGCCCUCCAGAAGUGCGCCAACCCGAGCCUGGCCUCCAUCAACCCACCAGACGGGAGCUGUGAUAACAUUCCGCCGGGUUAUGAAGCCGUGUCUUUGAUUGAAGCUCUCAACGGACCGUGCAUCCCGCGGCAGCCCCCAUCCGCAAUGCCCGACUUGGUGGAAACGCCGGACAGCGAACAUGCAAUUCAAGCAGCCCAAAUUUUAAACAGGAGCGCCGAUCGGACGCCGCUUAAAACUAAGGGGUCUGAUCCUAGCACACCCGAGUAUGGCGUGCUAAUGACGACCCGGAACGAAGAAGAUAAAGAGACUCCGAAGUGCCCCCUUCUCCCGGACGCGACGAAGGAGGCAGCGAGUCCUCGCCCCAAGCACCGGUCUCGGGACGCCGUCAAGCACGUGAACGAAAAAACUGAAAAGGAUGAAAAUGGAGACGAGGAUAGCGAGGCGGAGAAGUUGUCGCCAUUGUUGCAAAACAGUGACGUCAGAGGUGGUAGUUUGGCCUUGAACAUGGUGGACGUGGUGGAACCCAUUGACGACACCGACACCGACCAUGAAGAAGUGGCGUCGCGCCCCGCCUCUGACAAAAAUAAAACCUAUAACAGGAGCAACGGGGAAGAACGAGGAGACGAAUCUGAUUAUUAUACCCCCGAGGAACCCGCCCCCACUCCGGGACCGCUGUAUGAAAGCACCGGUGCUACUAGUUCUGUGGAGAGCACCCCGCAGAGACUCCCCGGGACCCCAAUGUCGCAUGCUAGUGCUAGAAGUAGUGGGGAUAGCUACACGAGCGGUUCUAGUACCAGGCAUCUGCUAGCUGUUGUGGCCCACAAUGGCUUAAAUGAAAGAGCUGUACAUAUUUAAGUAAAGUUGGGUUAGGGUGGCACGAGCACUACACUGUUUUGUAUGAUAUUACGUCACGAUUAUUGCGCAAGCUGAUGCAAGUUAUUUUUAUUUCAAAGAAUAUUAUUGGUCUUAAUUGAGAUUAUCGACCUUGAAUAUUAACAAAAAUACUCACUUGUGAUAAAUAUGAUUCAUGUCCAAAAUUUUUAUUAGAUUAGAAAAUCAUAUGUAUAUAUUGUGCAGUUGUAAAAUUGUGAAGAUACUAGAACUAGUGGUUGAAGUAUAUUAUAUAGGUAAUUUAUGUUUUACAGGUGAUGUUGGUUUUAUGUAUAUAA
This is a messenger RNA of Zophobas morio, 2278 nucleotides long. RefSeq names its product probable E3 ubiquitin-protein ligase MGRN1. The transcript has 9 exons. Gene Ontology annotation, cellular component: cytoplasm. Gene Ontology annotation, biological process: protein ubiquitination. Lineage: Eukaryota; Metazoa; Arthropoda; Insecta; Coleoptera; Tenebrionidae. The record is from RefSeq and is a predicted model, not a curated record. The coding region runs from base 114 to 1964 and encodes 616 amino acids. Gene Ontology annotation, molecular function: ubiquitin protein ligase activity.